AUGUACCGACGAGCCGAGCACUUCAACUGGGCAAACCGUUCAAACAAGCCAAACCAAACAAGGUCUCGAGAGCCCAAACGUGACAAGGAAGACGAGUUCUUUGCCAGAACUCUGGCGACAGAUGCCGCCAUUUCUGCGUGUGUCACACAGAUUAGAGCAGCAGACAACGAGUCGGGUGAACGCAGAUUCCCCAGCGCUCCCGGUUCAGCCACAUGGCGCCCGUCAGUCAUUGAAGUCAGGACACUGUUCGCCAUUGCUGGUGGAGUCAAUGGGUAUGCCAAUAUUGCGCAUGGCGGCUUCGUCGCGUCUAUCCUAGACGAAGUCAUGGGAAUCUUGAUAAGUACAAAUAAGGACCGAUACGAGGAGACAGUUGCCAGAACGGUCACUAAUGGCUCGACAACUCCAGCUCAACAAAAGCCGCCACGGCUCACCACUGUCACGGCGGAGCUGAACGUCAAGUAUCGAAAACCUGUUUUCACCGGAGGCGUGGUCCUGGUACGUGCAUGGUUUGGGAAGGUCCAAGGUCCUAAGCUCGUCGUUCAGGCAACAAUCGAGGAUGCAGACGGGCGGGUGUUAUCAGAGGGAACUGGGCUGUUUGUGGGCUUGGAUUCGAUGAGGAGUCAUAUUUUCAGAGGGAGCUGGGAGGCCAAGAUCUGA
Cladophialophora psammophila CBS 110553 is the source of this 657-nucleotide messenger RNA. RefSeq lists its product as uncharacterized. The transcript has a single exon. NCBI's taxonomy places the organism in Eukaryota, Fungi, Ascomycota, Eurotiomycetes, Chaetothyriales, Herpotrichiellaceae. The record is from RefSeq and is a predicted model, not a curated record. Bases 1 to 657 code for a protein of 218 amino acids.